Cottoperca gobio is the source of this 2738-nucleotide messenger RNA. RefSeq names its product NFKB inhibitor interacting Ras-like 1 (gene nkiras1). Gene Ontology annotation, biological process: negative regulation of canonical NF-kappaB signal transduction; Ral protein signal transduction. The transcript is spliced from 4 exons. The record is from RefSeq and is a predicted model, not a curated record. Bases 213 to 791 code for a protein of 192 amino acids. NCBI's taxonomy places the organism in Eukaryota, Metazoa, Chordata, Actinopteri, Perciformes, Bovichtidae. Gene Ontology annotation, molecular function: GTP binding; GTPase activating protein binding; GTPase activity.
UCUAGCCGGAUGUACCAGUAAUUAACAAAGAGUGGAUUUUUACCAUUGAUGUAUUAUGUUUGUGACUGUUGUGUUUACAUGACGCAGAAUGAGUUGUUCCGUGUAGCCUGUUAGCUAACGUUAGCUAGGCUAAACAACAAAACGCUGUCACAGCGAGCCAACGCUCAGGAUAUAAUCCCGAGUCUGUUUUAAAGGACCUCUUUAGGCUCGACAUGGGAAAAGGCUGUAAAGUGGUGGUGUGUGGCCAGGCAGCAGUUGGUAAAACUGCCAUACUGGAGCAGUUGCUGUACGGAAAUCACUCUGUAGGCUCUGAGUCCAGUGAGACCCAGGAGGAUGUGUAUGUGGCCUCAGUGGAAACUGACCGCGGUGUGAAGGAGCAGCUGAGGCUUUAUGACACUAAAGGUCUGCACGAUGGACAAGACCUCCCCAAACACUACUACUCAGUGGCAGACGGCUUCGUACUCGUGUACAGCGUCGACAGCGUGGAAUCUUUCAAGAAAGUGGACAUCCUGAAGAAGGAAAUAGAAAAGUCCAGAGAUAAAAAAGAGGUGACGGUCAUCGUGCUGGGCAACAAGACGGACCUGCGGGAGCGUCGUCAGGUGGAGCAGGAGGUGGCGCAGCAGUGGGCGCGAGGCGAGAAGGUGAAGCUGUGGGAGGUGAGCGUCACUGAACGCAACUCCCUCAUUGAACCCUUCACGCAGCUGACCAGCCGGCUCACUCAGCCUCAGAGCAAGUCUGCCUUCCCUCUGCCGGGACGCAAGAGCAAAGGCACCCCGUCCAACGACAUCUGAACCUUCCAGCAGGCGGCGUUCACCUCAUGUGGGAAUAACCAGCAGGACAACAUGGACUUUAGUUCAGCCACAUGACUUUGCUUCUGUGUACAUUUCACUAAGAUCCAGUCUGUUAUAUACAGGUGUAACAUAACUGUUCAACAUUUUGCUUUCUUACUGAGAGAUGAGAAGGUUGAUAUCAAACUCGUGUCUGAAUGUUAAAGAGAGAGUUUGGAUGUUUUGAGCUUCCUCUCAUAGUGUGUAAUACUACAGUAGAUGCACUUUGUACAAACAGACGGGAGUAUCAGCAGGAAGCUGAUGUAGCAGCAAAAUGUAUUUUAGACACCUAAAAAUCAAUAUCACUUUAAGUGUAACUAUAUUUAGAAUCAUUUCACCACUUUACCUUGCUGUCAGACAGCCCUUUAUACUGAGAGCUGAAGCUGUUCUCUUCAAAGCCUCCAGACUCCAUUGAGAAAAACAGUAAUUUUACCUCUCAGAACACGAGAGCUGCAGGUCUACUGCUGCAGGUCUACUGCUGCAGGUCUACUGCUGCAGGUCUACUGCUGCAGGUCUACUGCUGCAGGUCUACUGCUGCAGGUCUACUGCUGCAGGUCUACUGCUGCAGGUCUACUGCUGCAGGUCUACUGCUGCCUCCAUCGGUAGACCAGCAACUCCUGUAUAAGCAUAUUCCCCAAUGUGCAUGUCGUAUUUCAUUCUUUUUAUUAGAGCAAAACAACCAGAAGUGUCACCAGUAACUUCUCUUUUCUGUACAGCGUGCUUAACACUUCAGUGUGUAGUCGAUCUGUUUUUCAUUGUAGAAGGAAAAGCAUCUUAAAAAUGUAGCACUUUAGUACCAAAGAUUUGACACGAACACAGAUCUUGUGGGUUUACACUUUUGAAUAACGCGUUAUGUAAGUAUACCAUUUCAAGUUAAAGAAUACCAUCUUCCAUUAAUGACCUGUGUGUGCACUGACAGUCUGUGCUCGCUGUAAUCACUCCUCUCCAUCCCGAGAGAUCCCAAUCUAGAGCUAAUUUAAUGAAACUAAAUCCCCAGUCCGCCGCAUUAGUCUAAGUCGGCCCGUUAAAGCCUGUUAUGAGCUUUGUUCAAUGCAUGUUUGCACCAAAUCAGGACUGUGGAUUUUGACCCCCAUUCUUUACGUCAACCUGCCGCUCCUUCAACAUACACAUGGGCUCGUUGUACAAACAGACUUGAGAAAUCUGCCGCACUAAACUCCUAAAAGCAGGUUUCAGACACCUCAUCUGUUAUUUCCCAUGUGAUGUGAAUGCAGCAUGAAUCGUGGGCCGUCUCAUGUGCGAUGGUCCGGUCAGUCUCAUGUGCGAUGGACCGGUCCGUCUCAUGUAUGAUGGUCCGUCUCAUGUGCGAUGGUUCGGUCCGUCUCAUGUAUGAUGGUCCGUCUCAUGUGCGACGGUUCGGUCAGUCUCAUGUGCGACGGUUCGGUCUGUCUCAUGUGCGACGGUUCGGUCAGUCUCAUGUGCGACGGUUCGGUCCGUCUCAUGUGCGACGGUUCGGUCCGUCUCAUGUGUGACGGUUCGGUCCGUCUCAUGUGCGACGGUCCGGUCCGUCUCAUGUGCGAUGGUUCGGUCCGUCUCAUGUGAGACGGCCGGGCAGCAAUAAUAUUAAUGGUGCUGCGUUUACUUGUGAUGGAAGGUAGUUGCACUCCCGUGGCGUCCGGCCGGUAUAAUCCAAUAGGGCUUUAAUCUAACGGUAGAUAUUUAUUUUUAAACUAAUUUAUUUUUGUCACUUUAAUGAGCCACAUCCCUUAACGUUUGAAUCAAUGUGAAGGAUGACCUGCGCUGUUUCUUUGUGUCCUAAAUGUCUCAAAGUAAUAACAUUUACUGUGCUGCUAGUAGAACAGAGUUAGAGAGACUCAUGCGAACCCUAAAUUAUUCUCUGCUCUGUAACGCUCUGAAGAUGCUCUGAAUAAAUUGUAGCCUCUUCAUAUUUAA